CGAACAAAAAAGAAAAAUGUUUUGAGUUUUCAAAAUUAGAAGUCUGAUCAACUGUCUUCUUUCUUUUACUUAACCCCUAGCCUGAGAGAACGAAGAACAGUCAGUGAAGAAGAAAGGAAAACCAACAAACAAUCGAUCUAGUCGACUACAGGGAUCAAUACCAGAAGGUUGUAAACUACUAAACUCUCAUGGCAAGGAUAAAACCUCAAGCGCUUUUGCUGCAAAGCAAAAAGAAGAAGGGUCCAAGCCGUAUUAGUGCUACAACAAUCAUCAUAUACAUACUUGUUGCUGCAGUAAUGGUGUUUUUCCUGUUUGCUACGUACAGGCACUGGUCGAGGAGGUCCAUGCUUCAAACAGAUGUAGGCGAGGGUGAAGCUCUUUUCGCGGGGCAGAGAAAAUCUGAUGUUGCUAAAUAUGCUCUCAUAAGCACCACAAAGGGCUUGGUAACUGUUGAGCUUUACAAGGAUGGCUCUCCUGAAGUUGUUGAAGAAUUCAUUGAUUUGUGUACGAAGGGCCACUUUAAUGGGAUGCAAUUUAAUCGUGUUAUUAAGAACUUUGUUAUCCACGGAAGUAAAGAGGAAAGGCCUGAAACUACAGAAGAUUGGACUUCGAGGGUAAAAAAUUAUGCUCACCUUGACACAAGUCUGAAGCAUGAAGCAUUUAUGCUUGGUACUUCCAAGGCAAAACAUGAUGGUCGAGGAUUUGAUAUAUUUAUAACAACUGCACCAAUCCCAGAUUUGAAUGACAAGAUUAAUGUAUUUGGGCGUGUCAUCAAGGGUGAAGAUGUUGUUCAGGAAAUUGAGGAAGUGGAUACAGAUAAUCAUUACCGACCCAAAGCUGCUGUAAAGAUCAAAGGAAUUACUCUUAAACAGAACCUUUGAUGACUCUGAUUCUCAUCAAUAUUCAAUACCCCUCCUGAUAUGAGAGGUUUACGUCCUGGACAAAGCUGUGCAACAUACUCGCGUAACAGUUGAUUUUACAAUUAGUAGAGUCUGGUGUUGGUUCUGCUUACUGAUUUUACUUAGAAUUGAUCUUGUGCAGCCUACAGUCAAUGAUUGUCAUAUAAAGAGAGUUCAAGUUAUUGCGUUUCAUGUAAUUCACUCAAUUUUCCUCGCUGUGUUUUCCGAUAGCAGUAUGCACCAGCAGCUCUGUAUUUUCUUCUCUUAUUUUUGUUGGUAGUAGAUACUGGCUUAUGCUUGAUUUUACUGUUAGCA
Messenger RNA from Ipomoea triloba (trilobed morning glory), 1214 nucleotides. Its product is annotated as peptidyl-prolyl cis-trans isomerase CYP21-4-like. Bases 189 to 881 code for a protein of 230 amino acids. The transcript is spliced from 8 exons. Lineage: Eukaryota; Viridiplantae; Streptophyta; Magnoliopsida; Solanales; Convolvulaceae. The record is from RefSeq and is a predicted model, not a curated record. Gene Ontology annotation, molecular function: peptidyl-prolyl cis-trans isomerase activity. Gene Ontology annotation, biological process: protein peptidyl-prolyl isomerization.